AUGAGAAACGAUGCAGCUUUUGAAGUUCUACAUUUAGCAGUCAAGUCAUUUAUUAGCGGAAAAUGUGCUGAACUAGAUGUAGAGACUGAAUUUAAAGAAAAGCGAGUAGCCAAAAUAAAAUGCAUGACAGGAGAGCUGUGGAGAGAUGAAAGAAUAGAUGACCCAACUACACGUUUUAAAUGUGAAACCUACUUCAAUGUUUUGGAUACAAUUAUAACCCAAAUAAAUGAACGAUUUUACGACUUUAGUAACACAGUUACACAUUUCGACUGCCUUGACCCAUCAAAGCUGUCUGAGGAAAAUAUUAAUUCAUUUAAAAACUUAUGUCAAGUUUAUUGUAACGACGUAAACACUGAAGAAGCAAUUGUAGAGUAUGAAACAUUCAAAGAUGUGUAUGCAUCAAUAUCCCCAUCACUGACAACUGACCUACAAAUAAAAGAUGUACUUCAAUUCUUGAUUGAGAAACAGAUGGCACCCGGCCUCCCUAACUUGUCUAUUCUUUACAAAAUCUACUUGACUCUUCCUGUUACAUCUGCUAAUGCUGAAAGAAGUUUCAGUAAACUAAAGAUUAUAAAAAAUUAUCUCAGAUCAACAAUGACAAACGACCGUCUUUCUGGAUUAGCAUUAAUUUCUAUUGAACGAGAGCUUGCUGAAACCAUUGACUUUAACUUCUUAAUUAAUCGUUUUGCUUUAAUGAAAUCUCGCAAAAAAAAAUUUGUGUAA
Molecule: messenger RNA, 723 nt
Organism: Hydra vulgaris (swiftwater hydra)
Lineage: Eukaryota; Metazoa; Cnidaria; Hydrozoa; Anthoathecata; Hydridae
Source: RefSeq, a predicted model, not a curated record